CAAAAAUCCUAUAAAAGUCACAAAUAAAGUUAUUUAAAUAUUAGUUAAGGGAGUACUAACUACAACACACAAACAGCUUUCUUUUAUUUUAAUUUCUAAUUGAAUUAAUUAAUUUAAAAAUAAGAUGAGUACAGAAAAUACAUCAAAAGAGUGCAUACGUGUUAUGCAAAAACUCUUAGAUAUAAUGAGAGCUGGGCCCGAAUUAGUUGUUUUUAUGGACAGAUUUCUUACUAAUAUUCAAAAAUGUGACAGGAGGGUGCUGAUGUGUGAUGCUGUCAACUCCCUCUUCACAGAAGAAUGCUUUUUCACAACGAAAAACUUGGAAUUGUUCAAAAAUAAUAUUAAAAUUAUUGCUCCACCUAAACUGAUACAAGAGAAGGAGGUUUCUUCAGACAGAAUCUCUUUUUAUCCUUUUAAAAUUUUGGGCUGCGGUGGAUUCAGUACUGUGCAUUUGGGUACAUUAAAAAAUGACAGCCAAAAUACAAAAAUAGCUGUAAAAAUAACAGAAAGUUCACUUAAUGAGUUCAUGUUGGAAAUAUCUGCGAUGUGUAAAUUAUCUCACCAAAAUAUAUUGCCAAUACUUGGAUAUAAUUUGGAAAAUAAGAUGAUUCUUACAGAAUACAUGGAAAAAGGAAGUCUACAUGAUGUUUGCUGUUUUAAGAAUGUGCCCACAACGAACCAUUUGUACAAGUACAUUUUUGAAGUAAUUCAAGGACUUCAGUUCAUCCAUGAUAAUAAGUUUAUCCACAGGGAUUUGUCAAUUCGAAAUGUAUUUGUCGAUGAAAAUAAUAGCUGCAAGAUUGGAGAUUUUGGAUUUGCUGUCCAUGUUGGAAAUGCAGGGCAGUUUAGGAGUCAGGGGUCAAGGCUAGAAACUUAUCAUUCUUCACCAGAAUCAUUUUAUGAACAAAAAUUUUCCUAUGCCAGUGAUAUUUUCAGUUUGGGAAUAUUAAUUUUGGAAAUUAUGCUAUCUCCUGCAAAAAUAACAAAUCCACUUUUGUUAAGAUUGCCAAAUGUGACAAUUCCCAAACCAAAACGAUGCCCGGACAACUUAUACAGAAUUAUACAAAGUUCUCUGGAUAUAAAUCCUCAAAGAAGACCCACUAUCAAAGAUUUUAAUGUACUUAUUAAGUCAUUGUUAGAAUAAUUAUGUAUAUUUUUCAUUUAUAAUUAUAUUUAUUUUAAUAAAAUAUAAAAAUGA
This is a messenger RNA of Aethina tumida (small hive beetle), 1198 nucleotides long. RefSeq names its product tyrosine-protein kinase CSK-like. The transcript is spliced from 7 exons. The record is from RefSeq and is a predicted model, not a curated record. Gene Ontology annotation, cellular component: signaling receptor complex. NCBI's taxonomy places the organism in Eukaryota, Metazoa, Arthropoda, Insecta, Coleoptera, Nitidulidae. Gene Ontology annotation, biological process: protein phosphorylation; positive regulation of kinase activity; multicellular organism development. Gene Ontology annotation, molecular function: transmembrane receptor protein tyrosine kinase activity; ATP binding. Bases 125 to 1144 code for a protein of 339 amino acids.